This is a messenger RNA of Kuraishia capsulata CBS 1993, 879 nucleotides long. RefSeq lists its product as uncharacterized. The transcript has a single exon. Bases 1 to 879 code for a protein of 292 amino acids. Lineage: Eukaryota; Fungi; Ascomycota; Pichiomycetes; Pichiales; Pichiaceae. The record is from RefSeq and is a predicted model, not a curated record.
AUGGCCGUACAGAAAGAAGCUCGGUUGGACCAGCCGUUGCCCUCCGAGGCCAAACCUACCAUAACCUCCACGGCUCUGACUCCAGAUCUAGCGAGUGCGGUGAUGAAUCUGACUCUUGAGACAAAGUUGUCGAGACAGUCUGGCUUGAACUCGUACCUGUUCAAAGAUGUUAAGACGGUGGGACUCUUGGUGGUAAUAGCGGCGUCAGUGCUGAGGUACAGACUGGCGGACUACUUCGAGCACGUACACUGGAGACUGUUGCUGAAAAACACACACUUUAUCUCGGACUUGCUCCAGACUGUGCUUUUUAUAAUCACCAUUUCUGCAGGUGUUUUUGUGUUUCUUGCAAGAUACACUGAGAUUCUAAAGGAGGAAGUGGAGGAUGUCAAGAACAACACCCCCAAGUAUUUCGGGCUGGAUCUCAAGCAAUUUGCGCAACUACCGCAAGACGUGAAGGAUUCCAAGUACAACGAGAAGGGAAAGCUCUCCGAUCUGGCUGAAUUGGCUGCUCUGGCGUCAUAUGUCCAGGUGGUGCAAUACCGUGACGUGCCGAUCGCCUCCAUUGCGAUAGCAAGAGAUGAGGCCUCGCUGCGGAUUUUGUCAUACGGAAUCCGGAGGAUCUACGUCAAAUCUGGAAUCAUGUCGGAUUUGCUACUCUGGGUCAAAUUCAAGGCAAACACCAUUGCUAAAAACGAAAAGAGCAAGGUGGAUGUCACAGUGGAUAUGUACUCGUUUGAGAAUUUCGACAGGAAACUGUUGGCCAGUGCAGGGUAUAGUAAGGUUUCAGAUGAGAAGCUCGGGAUCUGGGUUUUGGAUCUUUAUGGUGUAAGGAAGGAGACCUGGAAAUUGUCAGUUGGUGAUGCAUCGGAGCAAUCCUAG